AGCGCGGAGCGGAAGUGCCGGAGUUGCCGCCCGCUCCCGCUGCCGCCGCCGCCGUGUGCGGGGCAAAGUUGGGCUCCGUCGGGGCGGCGGGGCCGGGCUGCGCUUCCUCCUCCCGCUCCAGCCUCCUCGGGCUCCGAUGCGGCGGAAGCAGAAGCGGUUGCUGCAGGCGGUGGGGCUGGCGCUGGCCGCCCUCGUCUUCUUACCCAACGUGGGGCUUUGGUCCCUCUACCGAGAGCGGCAGCUGGAGGGCGGCGGGGCAGCCGGCGGGGAAGGGGCUGUUGCUGCUGCUGCCGCCGCGGGGCCGCCGGGGGUAGCGGCCGGCGAAGCGCCGGUAUCAUAUGUGAGGCAGAAGAAAGACCCUUACUUUGGUGAUGGACAAAGGAAAAAGGACUGGCAUAACAAAGAAGCUAUAAGGAGGGACUCUGAGCGUGUAGGAAAUGGAGAACAGGGAAAACCUUACCCAAUGACUGAUGCAGAGCAAGUGGACCAGGCAUACAGGGAAAAUGGCUUUAAUAUCUUUGUGAGUGAUAAAAUUUCUCUGAAUCGUUCCCUUCCAGACAUCAGACAUCCAAACUGCAAGAAUAAGCUGUACCUGGAGAAGCUCCCAAACACCAGUGUGAUAAUACCAUUCCACAAUGAAGGAUGGUCUUCCCUCCUCCGAACAGUGCACAGCGUCCUAAACCGCUCCCCGCCUGAGCUGAUAGCAGAGAUAGUGCUGGUGGAUGACUUCAGUGACAGAGAACACCUGAAGAAACGCCUGGAGGAUUACAUGGCCCAGUUCCCAAAUGUAAGAAUCCUCCGAACCAAAAAGAGAGAAGGGCUCAUAAGGACUCGGAUGCUGGGGGCCUCUGUGGCCAUAGGGGAUGUCAUCACCUUCUUGGAUUCCCAUUGCGAGGCCAACGUGAACUGGCUGCCGCCUCUGCUAGAUCGCAUUGCCCGAAACCGCAAGACUAUCGUUUGCCCUAUGAUUGAUGUUAUUGAUCAUGACCACUUUGGAUAUGAGACUCAGGCUGGAGACGCAAUGCGAGGUGCAUUUGACUGGGAGAUGUAUUACAAGAGGAUCCCUAUUCCUCCUGAGUUACAGAAACUUGAUCCCAGUGAUCCCUUUGAGUCUCCUGUAAUGGCUGGAGGACUGUUUGCAGUCGAUAGAAAGUGGUUCUGGGAGCUGGGAGGGUAUGAUGCAGGUCUGGAGAUAUGGGGAGGAGAGCAGUAUGAAAUAUCCUUUAAGGUAUGGAUGUGUGGAGGUCGCAUGGAGGACAUCCCUUGCUCUAGAGUUGGUCAUAUCUACAGAAAAUAUGUUCCAUACAAGGUUCCAACGGGAGUCAGCCUGGCCAGAAACUUGAAGCGGGUGGCAGAGGUGUGGAUGGAUGAGUACGCAGAGUACAUCUACCAGCGCAGACCAGAGUACCGGCACCUUUCUGCAGGGGAUGUCGCGGCUCAGAAGGAGCUUCGCAACAACCUCAACUGUAAAAGCUUCAAGUGGUUCAUGAACGAGGUCGCUUGGGACUUGCCAAAGUUCUACCCACCAGUGGAGCCUCCAGCAGCUGCUUGGGGAGAGAUACGCAAUGUAGGAACUGGACUGUGUGUGGAUACUAAGCAUGGAGCCUUGGGAUCCCCACUGAGGCUGGAAAACUGCGUGAAGGACAGAGGAGAGGCAGCAUGGAACAACGUGCAGGUAUUCACCUUCAGCUGGAGAGAAGACAUCCGUCCCGGGGAUCCUCAGCACACCAAGAAGUUUUGUUUUGAUGCCAUUUCCCACAGCAGCCCUGUGACCCUCUAUGACUGUCAUGGAAUGAAGGGGAACCAGCUCUGGAGAUACCGAAAAGACAAGACCCUCUACCAUCCAGUAAGCAGCAGCUGUAUGGACUGCAGUGAGAGUGACCGAAAGAUCUUUAUGAAUAGCUGCAAUCCCUCAUCUCCAACACAGCAGUGGAUAUUUGAACAUACAAACUCAACCAUCUUGGAAAAAUUUAACAGAAAUCUUGAUCUUUAAGAGACUGAGAAAAUACAUAUAUAUAUAUUUUACAAUUAUAGUUUUUACUGGGGAGGGUUACAAAAACUUUUUUUAAGAGUACUUUUUUUUAAACAGUGAAUGAAGGUAAAAGGGAGACUCUCAGGAGAAGGUUAACUAGCAGGCCAGGCUUUAUUGUGAAGAUGCUGCAUCCUUCUCUUCUGGGGAUGGUGGAAUGUUAAAGGCUUUGCCAGAGCCACUUCUGUGCUGGGAUUGAACUGAAACUCUGUUUUUAGAGGAGUCUGAAUGCGAUUCAGAUUGCUUUUUGUUUGUUUUAUUUCCUACCUGGGUCUGGUGUUAAAUGAUUUUGUUAUCCAGGACCCUCCAGGACUCUUUGUAGCUGCUAUAAGGGAGGCCAUGAGGGAAGAUCAUGAGGGGACAGGAGGGGUGGCCAUGAGGGGAGAUCAUGAGUUGAGAGCAAGGGAAGCCAUGGGAUGUGAGGGGUCACUAUGAGGGUUGAGGGGCAGUCAUGAGGGGAGAGCAGGGGCAGCCAUGGGACAUAAGAGUGGCCAUGGGAGGUAGGGGCAGCAGCUAUACAGUGUGGGCUGCUAUGGGGGGUAGAUGAGGGGUGGCUGUGGGUGGAGAUCAUGAGGGGCAGCCGUAAGGGGAGAUCUUGAGGGGAGAUCAGUUUGCCCUUAGUGACAUGGUUUAGUGGUGAGCUUGGCAGUCCUGGGGAUUUGAUGAUCUUAAAGGUCUUUUCCAACCUAGUUGAUUCUAUACCACCCACUGAAGCAUUCCCACAGAGGUGCUUUAUCUUCCAAAGUCCAUGUAAGUAAAAUCUUGAAGAUUUAAUCCUCCCAUCAAAAGAAAGGGCCAUCAAAAUAUAAAAUUAAUUUUUUUUUCCUUGCCCUAAACCAAAAUAUAUUUCAAACAGGUGAAUAUUAUCACUUUCCACAUCGCAGCUCUGAUAAAAGAAUGAGCUCUAGUGGAAGUGCAGCCAGGUGUUGGGAAUAGCACUGUAGUUAUUAGCGAUGAGGAAUCUGGCUUUCUGGUCCAUUCACUUUGCAGUCAGUUUGUCACUCACUGUUGAAUCUUCAAGGUGAAAGAUGAGCAGCAGAGGGGUUUGAAGUAAGCACAGUUCUUACAGGUGAAGAUUUUUGCUAAGAGCCUUUGGAUAUCAGGUUCCAAAUUUGCCUCUUAUUCAGAAUCUUUUUAGCAUGGACACCUCUAGAGUUUUUCAGAGUUUAAUCUAUUACAUGAAGGCAACUUCCAUUUUUCCUUUAGAGGUUUGAAAGCUAACUUAAUUCACAGUUGGUGUGAGCAGAUUAGUUCAGGAUAAUUAAGUCAGGGCUGAAAUUAGCUGUUGGUCUUUAUCCAUUUGUUCAUCAGUGUGCGGUUUGUUGCAGUGGUGAGUCCUGUGGUCGCUAGUGUUCUAGGCUUGUGCUAUUAAUCUCUCCUCUUUUCCUAGCAUCCACAGCACUGUACAGUUUACUGUGGCUGGAAAUCUGUUUGCUUAAGCAGAGAUGUGGGAUUGAUGUGCCCGUUUCACUGGUACCCUAACCUCCAGUUAGCUGUGCAAGGUGUUACCCUUCUGGUUUGGCUGCAGGAUGUGCCAGACACUGAACCAGAAUAAUCUCAUCCCAGGAGGGGUGUCUUUCUCAUGUGAAGGCAAAGAGAUUUCUGCCUAGUGUCAAGAAACAAGCAGGCUGGCUCCCUCUGCAGAGCUCCAGAAGAAAGAAGCCCUUUCUGAUGUUGCCAAUUGUAGGACCAUUGCCCACGUUUCAGAUGUCUUUGAGGCCAUGUAGUGCCGCGUCUGUCAACUGGGAGCAAACUAGGACACAACUAUCUGCUUCUCAAGCCUGAUGUGUUGACUGUGAGGCUCAAAAUCAUUCCCACCUCUCUCAUCCUCACAGCUGAGGCCCCGUGCCGACUUGGUACAUGCACUCAUGAAGCAAGGGGAACAUGGGCACUGCAUUACAGCGGGGACCAGGCUUGCCAAAUGCAUUGGUGUCUAAUGUUUUUGGAGUGAAAAAAGGCUCUAGGCUUUCCUUGUGACAGUUGUACAGCAGUAUUGCUAUGGAAGUGAGACCAGCAUCAAACAGAGUUGACAUCUUGUGUUCUCAGUAACUACAAUAUGUCUGUUAUUAGGAUCCCUUUUCAUUUCUGUGGGAGACAGAGCCACUUCCCAGUGCUUUGUGUCUGAUUGUUGCUUUCCUUAAGUUAUUAAUGGUCUCAUUAGUCUGCUAGUGCUGACUAUGGAUCACUAGAUGGCCUGACUAGAUGUCUUUAUGAAUGUUUGAAUACCUGUGGAACAAGAAGCUGUCCAGUGCUAGUUUUUUACAAGUGGGACACAAUCAGCAGAUUAUAGGAAUGGACUGUAGGUCAUUCUGCUUGCAGCUUGCAACUGUGUGUGUCUUAGUUUCCUAAUGAGAGGAUUAGCUUCCGUUUGGGAAAUGCAUGGCUUGCUUUGUACUUGGGCUCACCUGGUGCAGAGAGUCCUCGCUGCUUGGCUUGCUGGGUGCUUGCUUCAGAGAGCUGUGGUAAGGAACAGGUCUUUUACCACUUAGUGGUCUUAAUUUGGAGGGAAAGGAAAGCUCUUAGCAGUUGGCACUGAAAGAUUAGAUAAUUGUUGAGGCAAUUCCUGUUGUCAAAACCAACCACCAGGACGUGGAAACAGGAGCUUCUGUGAGAGUGGCCCUCCUGGGUCCUUCUCAGUACGGUUCAUCUGAUCUGUUCUCUGACGGUUUGGGAUCUGAGUGUGAGCAGUGCCUCGCAAAUUCUGACUGGCUCACUGGGCUUUGAGCUAUUAAUUUAUUUACAUUAAUUAUACUUUUCAAUACCCUAGAGGCUUCGCUGACUAAUAAGAAGACUUAAUUUAACCAACCAUCCACUGAUUGAGAAAUAGAGGCUGUAUUUCAUCAUCUACAUCUUUAAUUGAGCCUUUACUGGUUAAUUAUUCCAAUUACUUUUGGUUAUUUGUAAGCAGAAUUGCUAAAGCAUGAACACAUAAGCCAAUCUUCACAUCUGCAUGCAAGUCAAGACUGGAGAUUAAAUAUGCAAAAUAAAUGUUUUCAUAUCUUUCCCCCCAAAAGUAUUCAAACUCUCCCCAUGGCUGCAUAAAUUCUGCUGCUUUUAAGUAUCAGAAUCCCAGACAACAGGGGGAUCCCUGGAGGUGUGUUAUGUUGCAUGAUAAUACUUCGAUUUGCUCUUGAAGCUGUUGUUGAUUUAAUACUGGUGCUAAUCUCUCAGGCCUACAGAUAGAGUAAUAGGUUUGGGGCUCUGAUGUGUGCAAGGUGGCUUUUUUCAUGCCUGGGAAAUUAACUUUCUUUUCCACACCAUAAUAGAAGAACGUGUGAGCCUUACUGAAAGGGGAAUUCAGCAUCAUUAAAAUAAAGAUGUGCCUUUUAAAAUGUAAAUGUACAGCAAAUGCUUAAACUUGAACCAUUUCCUAGUGCCUUGCUGGACAAGAAAGGAGAGAGGAAGAGGUUGGGAGAUAAGGAUGUCAGAGAAAGCUUGACUCGUGCAGUGUUUGUGUUUGUGUGUGUUUUCUAGUAUGUCCAACUUGAAAGUGCAAGAUCUGUGUGAACGACAGUAAUUCUGAAGCUCUGGGGUUUCCUUUGUUAAAUCAAUACCAGUAAUGACUCGGGGAAGGGGGAUGUCACUCCUAGUAGAAAGACUUGGAAAGGAUGGCAGCUUCUUCUUGGUACGCUGUAACAACUAAAGCUAAACCAGGGGACGUCUUGGUUAGCUGUUGGAUGUUUCACCUCAUGGUGAAGGCUCAUGCAUUUCACCAGCAUGCAAGAUCCUGCAUUUUAUUUUCUGAGUAUCCAAAUCAGAAAUCACAAACAGUCCCAAAGGCAUUAUAAAGCCACUGGAUCUACGUGGCCUUAAAUCUACUAGUCCAACUCUAAAAUCCUAAUCCAAAUUAGUGAGCAAGCAAAUGUGAACUUCAACCACAAAACAAGAUAAAAACUGAUCAAACUAAUAGACUAAAACAUUGUGAUACCAAUAACAAAUAGCUGUAGCCUCUAGGGUGGAGAAGGGAAUUGGUUUCAAAAUGCAUUCUCCAGGAUCUCGGUGAUAGGUUUGUCUAUUCCUUGUACUGCAUGCGUUUUAUCUGUAAAACUGGAUGGUGCCUCUUGAAUCAGUGUAUAUUUAUUUUGUGCAUAUUAGGACAAACAGCCUAAUAUCUGGGGGUGGUAAAGGACUUGUAGCACUUUAAUGUAGUAGCUUUCAUAAACUGGGAAUCAUUGAUAGAAUGCCUAGUGUUUUUAAAGUUGAAUGGACUUCCUUUUAUAAUAUAUUUAAAAUAAAUUUUUAAUGUGUUUUCUGAA
Strigops habroptila (Kakapo) is the source of this 6285-nucleotide messenger RNA. RefSeq names its product polypeptide N-acetylgalactosaminyltransferase 10 (gene GALNT10). The transcript is spliced from 12 exons. NCBI's taxonomy places the organism in Eukaryota, Metazoa, Chordata, Aves, Psittaciformes, Psittacidae. The coding region runs from base 137 to 1993 and encodes 618 amino acids. Gene Ontology annotation, cellular component: Golgi apparatus. The record is from RefSeq and is a predicted model, not a curated record.